AUGCAGACGGCGCCAAAGAGAACGCGGUGGAGAAGCGAGUAUGCGCGUGGGCAACACUUGCCACACGCGAUUGGCUGCAGUGACCAGGCGAAGGGGGCCCCCUCCCAUUGGCCGCCCCUCCGUGCCAACAAUUUGGCAGAGGACCAAGUGGGAGGGACCACGCGUGAGGUGGAGAACGCUCUGGACGCUCCGCUGGGCGUAGAUGGUGCAAUAAAGGCACUCUGCCGAAGGACCACCGGCGUCGGCAUUUGCAUAAAAAUCCACCCACACGCCGCCCUAAUUGAGCGCGUACAGAGCAAUGAGCAAGUGCAAGCA
Iphiclides podalirius (scarce swallowtail) is the source of this 315-nucleotide messenger RNA. The record is from the annotation of a GenBank genome assembly. Lineage: Eukaryota; Metazoa; Arthropoda; Insecta; Lepidoptera; Papilionidae.